ACAAGCUGUUGAGUAUGAAGGACAGUAACAGAGUUAGCAGCCAAUGCGAAAGUUUGCACAACAGGUUUGUUGUCAACGUGCAAGAUCCAACUGCAGGUGGAGCAGUGGAUGCUGAAGGAUUAUGGAAAGUGGAUGACAAGUGCGUUCGUCAAAUUUCAAAAAGGAUUUUUCUUAACGAUUUGGUUCUCGGCAUCUCUCCUUUCGUUGAUCAAUAUGAAGAACAGUUUGAAUCUUGGGAUACAUCUCUGCAGAUAUCGGAGUUUACGAAUGAUUCACCAAAUUCUAUGAUAUUUGAUUAUUGCAGUUUUGAGGAAGGCGAAAGGUUGUCGAACCAUUAUACUGUAGAAGUCGAUACCAUGCUUCAGGUUAUCACCGACUUGACAAAGAAAGGUGAGAAGAGCUCACUUGCAGCUAUCAAUAUUAUUACUGAAGUAUGGUUGAAAGCAUUGGCAAGAAAGGCUAUCGGAGAAAAGGAGCUGAAAAAGUACUCCUCUCCAUCAAGCAAUGGGAAGUGCGAUGUCCUCAAAGUGAUACCUGAAAUGAUACCUCAAGAAGGGUACUCACAAAUGCUACGGCGGGAGAGAAACGUUCGAUUUCUUUCGGCAAGCGGACCUUCCUUUGUUCCCGACAAGCUAGCAGUCAGUUGGAGAAGAGCGGCAUUUGGAUUGAUUUUUGAUGAUGAUUUGGUAUCAUCGAUACGACACAAGCUGAUGGAUUUUGCUCAAAAGCUUGACAACAUAGUUUCUCUGGCUAUCACUAACAUGGAAAAUGAGGAGGAAUCUGAGAGUAGGCAAACGGAUUACUAUUCGACGCAGAAUAAUAGAGCAUUUUGGAAUAACCUUUCCGAAUGGAACAGAUUCCAACACACAGCAGAUCUGCUUAACCCAACUGUUUGUAAAGCUUUCAAAAUUUUGUCCAAAGACGUCAUUUCUGUCAGCAAGUCUUCUGUCUUGGCGUCUUUCUCUUCCCCAUUUGAAGUGCUCUACACGGCUGCUUACCUUGCUUUGUGUCUAAUGGACAACGGAAUGAACAAAGCUGCUGAAAUGCUGGCAAGAAGUUGCAUAAUGGAAACUUUUAAUCCAUCUACUACUCAUGACGAAAAAGAUCGUGACCCAGACAAAGAACAGGGUUGGCAAUCGGGACAGGAUUUGUUUUCUACAGUUGUUCAAUGCCAUGAUAAAAUAGCGGAGUCAUUUUGGGGCGGAAGUUGUACAACUGGUUUGAUAUAUGUGAUGAACGUUCUUUUUAAUGUUCUUGAAACAAGUUCGUGGUCUUGGUCUAUAAAGUAUACAUGGAAUGUGGCACCUUGUAUGUCAUUUGCUACAGGUCUACUGAGCAAGGGAGUAGAUUCUACAGUGAACGUAGUAGCACCAACAGCUAUGAUUCUGGGAUUGCUAUGCGUUGUGUUGCCAAUAGACAUUGGAAGCAUUUUAUCAGUUGAACAAGCUGCAAUUGCUAGGGAAAAGAACAGAAUUUUAUCAAUAAUGUUUCAACGCAUGAGUGAAACGAAUCAUGAUUUUCUACAGCAAAUCAGUCUAUUGGCUCCGCUCCUGGAACAGAAUGUCGUACAUCUUCACGCACCUUCUACUGCACUGAUGUUGCUUCACAGUGCAAUCUUGUUAAAUUCUGAGGUUGAAGUUAGCAGUAACGAGCAGCAAAGACGAUUGCUGUUUGCCAUAGUCGCAGCCCUUAGACAGCAGACGGUAGUCCUAGCUAACCUCUUGACUGGAACAUCUUCCGUUGAUUUCAGCUGUUAUGAAACACAGUGUGCUGCAUCUACGCUUAUGGCUUUGGAAACUUAUAUACAUUCUGAGAGAGACUGUAACCUUGUAUUUGGCUGUAUCACAGAUCCGAUAUUGCGACUAUUACAAGAAGAGAAUUCGACGAAGGCCAUCUAUGACAAGAAUACAACUACACGAAAGAGCAACAAACAAUUCCAGACAAACCCAAAAAUUGCGUUGAAUGAAAGUCUGCUCAACUUUUAUUUCACAGACGGAAUUAGAAUCGCAAGUGUUUUAUGUGGCAGCAAUUUCCCUCACUUCGAACUUUCACGUACCUAUGGCAUUAGUCGAAUAGAUGAGCGACUUUUGGUGUUAAAUUCACCUAUUGUGGAGCUAAUGCAAAAUUCAGAUUUCACAUCAAGACAACAGAAAUCAAAGUCUGUAUUACCGUUUGUAGUGAUUCGCGUAUUGAAGAAAGAGGAACAAGGAGAAUCUACGCUAAAGUGGCAAACUGCAGCAGAUCUCUUGUUAUUUUUUCUGCGUGUAGAUUUGUUCUCUAAAGAAGAGAAAACAAUCAGAAACUCUCUACUCACGCUGUUGCAAACUGCUUGUCAAAGAGUUGGAGCAAUUUCGGUGAUGGAGAAACUUCAUCUUGCAAAAGACUGGAAUAAUAUUAUUACAGCUGAAGAACUAUUCACUUUGUUCUUGUCACAAAAAGAAUUUCAGAAAUCUUUCAUAUCUCAAAAAGAAGGAUAUGCUUCUGCGAUUGCUCCCUUCAAAGAUAUACUCAUCAGCUCCGCUGCUGUUCUCCCUGUGCACUGCAGCGUUGAGUUGUACAAAACAGCUUGUGAUUUAGAAAUAGUGGAAGAUGUCGUAGUUGCUGUAAUGGCAAAUGCUGCUAACUUGCAGCAGAAACUUUCCCACGAGUUUGUCUUUCUUUUGGCUCAACAUGACACUAAAAAGGUUACACUAACACAGCGAAUGCAAGUGGGUAUAGCAGCACUACAAAAUUGGCAGCAGCAUUUCAGCACAUCAGAGACUUCUCUCAACCUGAGCAACGUCUAUAUGAAACGCUGUCUAUUCUCAAAUCUUGAUGACAGCAUGAUAUUAGGAUUCUUGCGUCUGGCGUCUUUAUCAGUACGCGUUGAUGAAGAAGCGUUAGUUUCACAUGAUACACGUUUACUGGCAACGGCUUGUAAUAAAAUGAAAGCAGUUAAUGAAUUCCUUUCUGUGCUAUCGCAAGAUUGGAUUGACCCAGUGAUAGCAGCUAUUGUUCUUGUUGAGAUGUGUCGCACACUGCAAAAUUCUAUUGAAGAAAAAGUACAUGUACCAGAAGACUUCUCAAUUUUAUCCAAUUUACAGCAGGUUUUUUGUGCUCACAACAAAUUUAUGAGCAGUUCCAAUGCUGCAAAGGUGUUGUGCAAACUCUCUACUGCAAGCCAUGUUGCCAAAGAACUUGCUCAAAAAUCAAAGACUUCAAUUGCCACUUUUUUAGUUUACUGCAAACAACUUGCUACUAAAUCUAGGAAGAAAGCCAAAUCCAAGAGGACACUUGAUCAAGAACCUCACAUUUGUGAUCUCAUUUGUCUCCAGUUUCUCUGUCAAGUUUGUCCAGACGAUGGAUUCGAAUUUGAAACUCUAAUAAAUCUUGAAAAUGAAAGUCAAUCUCGAAGGCGUAACUACCAGCAUCCCGAUCCCGGGUACAAAUACCAAAAAGUUGUGAAGCAAUUUAAACAGCUAAAGAACCCUGAAACUGCCGAUAGCAGCACAACCACAAACGCGACAUCUAAUUCCGAGGCUGUAAAUGUCAAUUCUUGGCAGUUGCUCGCUUUUCAGAAUGUACCGCCAAAGUCACAGAGAUAUUCUGAAUCUUAUGGAUCUGACGAUUCUGACUAAGAUCGUGUGUUAAGAUAUGUGGAUUUCUAUAGUUUGAAUUGAUGUUUUAUAUUAUUGUCUCUGCGUACAUCUUGUUAUGUUAGAUAUAAAUUUAACAUAGCGUAUCCGUUAAUCGGCUCGGCUAUCUCAUAUGCUAUAAUACGUGUAAUAGCCUAUAC
Corticium candelabrum is the source of this 3775-nucleotide messenger RNA. RefSeq lists its product as uncharacterized. The transcript has 9 exons. The record is from RefSeq and is a predicted model, not a curated record. The coding region runs from base 15 to 3617 and encodes 1200 amino acids. NCBI's taxonomy places the organism in Eukaryota, Metazoa, Porifera, Homoscleromorpha, Homosclerophorida, Plakinidae.